Aspergillus fumigatus Af293 is the source of this 564-nucleotide messenger RNA. RefSeq lists its product as uncharacterized. The transcript has 2 exons. The record is from RefSeq and is a predicted model, not a curated record. NCBI's taxonomy places the organism in Eukaryota, Fungi, Ascomycota, Eurotiomycetes, Eurotiales, Aspergillaceae. The coding region runs from base 1 to 564 and encodes 187 amino acids.
AUGGACCAACCGCCUCUCUCACCUCCGGCAGAGCCCGAAUCAAUCUCAACAGCAAAUCUUCCCUCAAACGCACCAGUCCCGCUGGACUCCCCCCUCCGCACCAACCCCAUUCAUCCCUCCCUCCCCGAUAUCCGCGUCCCCGGGUCGCCUUUAAGACCAUACCAGUACGACCCAGUCACCUGCACACCCAUCGAUCUGGAAUCUGACUCUUUCCGGACUCAACUUGACCACCUCAGAACGGAAUACGCAACCCCUAGCGCUGCGCUGAAAGCGCAGGAGCAAGUAGCAAAGGAAGCAAAGCGGAAGAUCGAGGAGGCGGAGAAGAAGCGCGAGGAAGUGCAAAAAGCCAUGGAUAAGAAGGUUAAGGAACGGGAUACGGAGAUGAAGGUGCUGUCUAAGUAUCAGAAGAGUGGUACGGCACUCCGGACUCUACAGAAACUUGGUGGCAGUCACAACUAUGUGCGCUGCAAUCGGCUUCGAAGACGCCAAAAUCGCCAGACAGGGGUCUACGGACAACACAACACAGCUGCCCGGAGCUUGAAGUACGGCCUCAUGGGUAAAUAG